Molecule: messenger RNA, 4028 nt
Organism: Saccostrea cuccullata (small rock oyster)
Lineage: Eukaryota; Metazoa; Mollusca; Bivalvia; Ostreida; Ostreidae
Product: kelch-like protein 2
Exons: 12
Coding region: 162-1919 (585 amino acids)
Molecular function (GO): protein binding
Source: RefSeq, a predicted model, not a curated record
GAGAUGCAGGACCAAAAACCUCCAUAUAGUUUAUUAACAGGUUUUCCAGUGACAAUAAGGGUAGAUAGAAAUGAAUACACUUCAUUCAUCAUAAUAUCCGUUCAAAAAUCAAAAGAAAAGAUCAGGUUUCAUCAUAAUGGAGUAAGCAAAGAACCUGAGACAUGUCCACCUUGACCAACAUGGAUGCCCGGCCAAAGAUGCACAACAUCAGGGACCGACCUGCAUACAAACAUCCUCAGCAUACACAGAAGGCAUUCGAGGUUCUCAACCACAUGAGAAGGCAGCAACUUCUGUGUGAUGUAACAAUUGUGGUAGACACAACAGAAAUCCCCGCCCACAAGGUAGUUCUGUCCUCGUGUAGUCAGUAUUUUUAUGCCAUGUUUACCGGAGACUUGGCAGAAGCUAAAUCUGACAGAAUCACGCUGCAGGAAAUUGACCCCAAGGCACUUGUUCAGCUGAUAGACUUUGUCUACACUUCAGAAAUCCAUGUUACAGAGGAAAAUGUACAGACCCUGCUUCCUGUUGCCAACAUUCUACAGAUAACGGAGGUUAGAGAUGCCUGCUGUGAUUUCCUCCAGUCCCAACUCCAUCCCUCUAACUGUAUAGGUAUCCGAGCCUUCGCUGAUCUGCAUGCCUGUACAGAGCUCCAGAACUAUGCACAGACUUACACUGAACAACAUUUCGUGGAUGUUGUUCAUUUUGAUGAAUUCCUUUCCUUAAACGUGGAUCAAAUCUGUAAGCUGAUUUCCAGUGACAGGUUAACAGUUGUUACAGAGGAGCAGGUUUAUGAGGCUGUGCUAUCCUGGGUGCAGCAUGAUUUGACCAAUAGACAACAAGAAAUUGCACUAUUAUUAGAACAUGUGAGACUGCCAUUAAUAACCCAGGAAUAUCUGGUUCAGAAAAUAGAGGAGGAACCACUAGUGAAGACCAGUAGUCGAUGUAAGGAUUUCCUUAUAGAGGCUCUAAAGUAUCACCUUCUGAAAUCGGACCAGAAAGCUGGCUACAAAACUCCCCGGACACUGCCAAGAACUCCACUAGGACUUCCCAAGGUCUUGUUGGUCAUUGGAGGACAAGCACCAAAAGCUAUUAGGAGUGUAGAAAGUUAUGAUUUCAAGGAAGAGAAAUGGCACCAGCUGGCUGAGAUGCCAUCAAGGAGAUGUAGAUGUGGUGUGGCUGUGAUAAAUGGACUUGUGUAUGCAGUAGGAGGAUUUAAUGGAUCUCUGAGAGUUAGGACUGUGGACGUUUAUGACCCGGUCAAGGACAUGUGGACUUCCUGCCCCAGUAUGGAGGCUAGGAGGAGCACAUUGGGGGUCGCUGUAUUACAUGGGAACAUUUAUGCUGUUGGAGGAUUUGAUGGAUCAUCAGGAUUGGACACAGCUGAGUGCUAUGACGUCCGCUGUGGGGAGUGGAGGAUGAUAGCCCCUAUGAGUACAAGGAGGAGCAGUGUAGGAGUUGGUGUUGUUAAUGGUAUGCUGUUUGCAGUGGGGGGUUAUGACGGAGCUUCCAGGCAGUGCCUGAGUUCUGUGGAGUGCUACAACCCAAUGACAGACAUGUGGACACCGGUCGCAGAAAUGUCAUGUAGGAGAAGCGGAGCAGGUGUUGGGGUUGUAGACGGUUUGUUGUAUGCUGUGGGUGGCCAUGAUGGACCCCUUGUCAGAAAAAGUGUAGAAGUUUACAAUCCAGAGACAGACAGCUGGUCACAAGUCAACGACAUGCACCUGUGUCGCAGGAAUGCAGGUGUUGUAGCAAAUGGUGGUUUUCUGUAUGUGGUGGGAGGGGAUGAUGGAUCAUCAAACCUAGGCUCCGUGGAGUGUUUCGAUUAUAAAACCAACCAGUGGACACUGUUAUCUGCGAGUAUGAUGACCGGGCGGAGUUAUGCUGGGGUUUCAGUCAUAGACAAACCACUCCUGGAACUCUAGCAGAAUGCAAUAGAAAACAGUGCUUCUUCUUCUAUUUUGGUUACCUGCACAUGUAGUACAUGUGUGGUCUGUAGAGUGAAACUCAAGGGCGAGAACUCUGUUGGUCCUAUGUUGUAGUUCUGAAAAGCAUUGUGAAAGAGUUACAUAUCUGUGAUAUCAAUUGUGUAUUUGAUGUGCAAUAUUAAAUGGCAUGAUAUAUGUUCUGUUUUGUGACGUAUGACCUCUAAGGUACAUGUGUAUCAGUAUUUUUAAGUGUUUAAUGUUACUCAUUGAAGUGUACAUGUAGAUCGCUAUGUGUAUAAAUAAUGGCUAGUGUGUGUGUUUGUGGUUUAGUGACAAAGCCAAAUCAAUAGUACCCUUACAGCUAACUGAAAGAUUCAACGAUGCUAUAGGUACUUAAUUAAGGAGGUGUUUCUUUUUUAUACACUGGAGACAGUUAUUUCUUUUUCGAUAAGUCAUUUUAUCAUGAUAUCCGGUUUUGUUAAUGAUUAAGGUAGAAAAAUAGCGAAAAGCAUGUACUUAUGGAUAAUGAAUGUAGUAAUCUAUUUCAAAUUAAGUGCAGUAUUAAGGAUUGUUUCUUGAUCCAGACUUUCUCAUAAACCUUUACUUUUAUUAUCAAAUAUAGGAAAGGAAAAGGGAAAUGAAAUGAAGAUCAGUCAAAUUUAGAUAAUAUCCAAAUAUUGAUAACUUAUAUUUAUCUAGUCUUUAUUAUUUUGUUUAACCUGAGAUGGGUUUGAGAGGUAAUAAGGUUUAUGUGUGUGUACUUUUUUUCAUUAAGAGUUUAGAAUCAAUUUAUUUAUCAAUGAUUAAUUACAUAUGUGUACCAUGGAACAGGUAGUUUCUGGGCUUGUCUAAGCUCAGUAAUAAAUUGUUUCUCUGUCAGCAUCCUACAUUGUGAAGUUAUUUUCAUUCAUAUGAACAAGGAUCUCAAAAAUUAAAAGUACACCAAAAAUGAUACUCUUUUUGAAGGAACAAUUACAAAAAUUAAAAAUCAAGCCUUUGAAUUUUUUUUAUUAUUCUGUUUUCUAUAUACAAUCAUGAAGUAAUCCUGUAUUUUCAAGUAUUGUAAGCUUAGUCUUAAUACAAGGGACCAAACAGCUAGUAAUAACAGUGGGUGGAUAUUUGGGCCAUAGCGUAUCGUUUUCUAAAAUUAGCCAAAAUGUAAUGGUUGUUCUAGAUGACGUUUGUUUUUGAAAUGUUAGUGUAAAGAUUUGUCAGUGAAAAAAACGAAAAAGUACCUAUGUAAAACUUUAUUUAAAUAUUCAUAAAAUGUGUUUAGACUAAAGAUGUCUGUUCAAAUAAACACUAUUGAUACAUGUAUGUAUUUGAUUCCAGAAGUAAUAUUAAUUUGUGGGUUUUGCUCCAAUGACAAUUCUUUCAUCAAAUGUAAAUGGGAAUAAAACCCAAACAUUACCAAUAGUGACAUGAAACAGCCAUAUUUAUAUUGCUGAAUAAAUAAUUAUUGUACCAGGAAAGUAAAUAAGGAUGGGUUUUCAUGGAGUAGUGCUUAUAUUGAUAUUAAAACAUUAUUGAUGAUGAUCAGUCUUUUCAGUCGUGACUUUACUGUUAUAUUAACUAGAAAUGUAAUACAUCUAUCCCCAGGAUUUUCUCCACCCUGAAUUCUGUCCAUGUUUUUUUUUUUUUUUAAUUUUUUUUUUAUUUUACAUUUUGGUUGUAAACUUGUAUUUUGACAGGAACCAGUGAUUACAAUAAAGUUUUUUUUGUGGGAUCAAAAGAGAUUUGUGAUUUUUUGUUAACUACUUUUAUCCAUCUUGUUUAAUGAUUCACCGUACUAUUUAUAUAUAACCAAUUUUAAAAAAGAUUUUUUAUUGAGUUUAAAGUAAGUUUGUAAAUUAUUACAAAUAACGUAGUCAAAAUAUUUAAGAUAUCAAAAAGAUCCAGUGAAGGAAAUCCCAAAUCUCAUAAACUCUUAAAUUAUAGCUAGAUGUUUAAAGUGCAUUUGAUCUCUUCUUAGAUUAUUUGUCAAUGCCUAUUCCAUGUAUUUUGCAGAGAAACCAGACCUAUUGUUUGUGUUCAACUAUGUGCAUAUACGUGUACGUAGAUAUUGAAACAAUACUAUGUAAAAUAAAUCACUUCAUUCAUCUUUUA